UAUCCCUCUUCACGCGCUCGCCCUUCGUCACUGUUACGUCCUCGUCAUUAUUCUCAUUUAAUCUGUGACGUGACUGUUUUGAGGACGUCGUCAACAUUGAUAAACAGUGCGCGUAUUGUCGCAGAAAUGAGAAGACUUUAAAAGUGAGUGAGUAGCAGGACAGCAGCGAGACUAGCUUCCGACUUACAGCACAGAGUCGGACCAGUAGCGCAUAAUCUCGCGCAAUAAUGACCAUUCUCAGGAUGACCUCGCCUCUGAUCACGGCAUCGAGCAGUCCCCCAUCGGCCGACAACCAAGAACAGGCUUCGGCCUCACCAAUUCUCGCAUCCGCUCCGAGACUUAGCUUCUCCGUAGCGGCACUCCUCGCCGACGACUACCGCAGUCGACCUCGCGCCGUCAGCCCGUGUCCGACGGAUCUACGCACCGAUCCAGGCCGUCGCUACUGCGACUCCCCGGCAAAGGACUUCUCAGUACGGGGUCUCCAACACUGUCCAAAGUCCCCGGCGAGCUCGGGACAUGUCUCCGACGCCGAGGACGCCGAUAGCCUCGUCGACAUCGAGGAGCUGAAAAUUGCAGAAGGUAGUGCGAUGCCGGGACCGGUGCGCCCAACCCCGGCUUAUCUUGCUACGGGUUUCCCAGGACUACGUGGUCUCGCAGCCCUCCACACACCAAUUUGGCCAGGAAGUCAGGGUGCGGUAGCCGCCGCUGCCCAAGCCAAUUUUUUCCCCCAACACUUUGCCGAUCGCACACCACUAAACGGCAAUGGCGAACUCAAGAUUAAAUGCAAUCUGAGGAAACACAGGCCCAACAGAAAGCCCCGCACGCCCUUCACCACGCAGCAGCUCGUUUCCCUUGAAAGAAAGUUCUCCCAAAGGCAGUACCUAAGCGUCGCCGAACGCGCUGAAUUCUCCUCCUCCCUCCACCUCACGGAAACGCAGGUGAAGAUCUGGUUUCAAAAUCGACGCGCCAAAGCGAAACGGCUCCAAGAGGCCGAGAUCGAGAAGAUGCGUCUCACCGCAGUCUCGCAGCAUCACACGGCUCUGUACAGUUCACAUCCCGGCCUUAUGGCCACGGCCGGUCUCUACCCUUUAAGGAUGUUGCACCCGGGCUUAGCCUCGGCUGCUCACCAUACCGUCACUGGCCAACACCAUAAUCGAGACUGAAACACUUCAUAAGACUGUUGCUCCCUGUACAUAGGCCUGUAAAUACAUCGAUCGAUCCACGUCCUUAAAUUCAUCGUCAAUCCUUUCGUCGAGUACAUACUAUGUAUUAAUCCUAUUACACUAUUAUUAGUACUGCUAAUACUAUUGCUACUAUUAAUAUUAUCACACUACUAUUAUUACUAUUAAUGCUAUCAUUAUUAAUAUUACAAUCAUUAUUACUACACUCAUCCGCCCUACACAAUU
Ceratosolen solmsi marchali is the source of this 1406-nucleotide messenger RNA. RefSeq names its product homeobox protein vab-15. Gene Ontology annotation, biological process: regulation of transcription by RNA polymerase II; embryonic morphogenesis. The record is from RefSeq and is a predicted model, not a curated record. The coding region runs from base 228 to 1163 and encodes 311 amino acids. Gene Ontology annotation, molecular function: DNA-binding transcription factor activity, RNA polymerase II-specific; RNA polymerase II transcription regulatory region sequence-specific DNA binding. Gene Ontology annotation, cellular component: nucleus. The transcript is spliced from 3 exons. NCBI's taxonomy places the organism in Eukaryota, Metazoa, Arthropoda, Insecta, Hymenoptera, Agaonidae.